CUCCUGUAGGGACUGAAAACCAAGUGAGGAGAUGAAGGAUUGCACCGUACUACACCAGAGAAUACAGAGAGGAUAGACACCACAGAUAGAUCCUGACCAUUACCCAAGGAACAACUGCACAACUGUGGGAAGAUAUCCAGUCCCUUCACAACAUUGCUCAACACAGAGAGGGUCGGGCAGUGAAACCAUCAUCUGGAAAUCAUUUGGGUCAGGGGAGCUUUGACAUAUCAUCAGAUCUGAAACUGGUCAGUGGUGUGGAACUUUCCAUCAUAACCAACCUUUCUGAAGGUUCAGCUGUGGGCGAUCAGUCAGGGUGAGGCUGGGAAGAAGUGUGAGUGGCUCCAAGUCUGGUGAGAGCUUCAAUCAUUCAUCGAGCCUCAUGAACCACUGACUCAUUCUUACGGGCUAGAGGCCAUUCAACUGUGAGGUGGACUACACAGGCUUAUAAGAUCUCCUAACACAUAAGGUGCAUCUGUUGUCCCACCUGUAACAUAAGGACAGCCACAUGGAAGAGAAAUCAUUCAAGUGUAACCUGUGCGUUCAAGCAGGGUCAUCGACGCUUGUCAAACAUCGAUGCAUUCACCCUGGGGAGAAGCCAUUUAAGUGUGAGGUGUGUAACAAGGGCUUUGCAGAAUCAUAUGCCCUGCUGACACACUGGCGUGUUCACACUGGGGAAAAGCCAUUCACGUGUGAGGUGUGCAACAAAUCAUUCUCACAGUCAUCGGCGCUCCGGGUACAUCAUCGCAUUCACACAGGGGAGAGACCAUUCACGUGCAAGGUAUGUGACAAAUCAUUCUCACAGUCAUCGAACCUCCGCAAGCACCAACAAAUUCAUGCAGAUGAGAAACCAUUCAAGUGCGAAAUGUGCAAGAAAUCAUUUUCACGGUCAUCAAACCUCCGCGUACACCAACGCAUUCACACAGGGAACAAACCAUUCACAUGCGAGGCGUGCGGAAAAUCAUUCUUUUGGUCAUCAGAUCUCCGUACACACCAACGCAUUCACACAGGGGAGAGACCAUUCACAUGCAAGAUAUGUGAGAAAUCAUUCUCACAGUCAUCGACCCUCCAUCUUCAUCAACGCAUUCACACAGGGGAAAAACCAUUCACGUGUAGGAUGUGUGACAAGUCAUUUUCGCAGUUAACGAACCUCCGUGUACACCAACGUAUUCACACAGGGGAGAAGCCAUUCACUUGCAAGGUGUGUGACAAAUCGUUCUCCUGCUCAUCGACCCUCCGACUACACCAACAAAUUCACACAGGGGAGAAGCUAUUCAUGUGUGAGGUGUGUGACAAAUCAUUCUCGUGCUCUUCGAACCUCUGCGUACACCAACGCAUUCACACUGGAGAGAAGCCAUUCAAGUGUGAGGUGUGUGACAAAUCAUUCUCAAGGUCAUCGUACCUCCUGCUCCAUCAGAGGAUCCACACUGGGGAGUAACCCUUCAGUGUGAAGUUUGCGAAAAGCUUUCACGGUGUCUUUGACCCUCGUAGGACAUCAGAGGAUUCACAUGGUGGAGAAACCCUAUUGGUGUGAGUUCUGUUACAAAGCCUUCACACAGUUAUCAGACUUCCUGGAUCAUCAAGGAAUCGACACAGGAGACAAACCCUUCCAGUGUGUCUUGUGCCAGGGUUGUCUCAUCUACUGCUCCUCUCUUAAGAUACACCGUCUCCACAAGGACCUGGAGCUGGGUCACCUGCUUCCGAUACACUGAUAGUUGUCUGUGCUGUUUAUCCUCCAGUGCUUACACAGGGGAGCUAUCGUUCCAAAGCACUGUCUGUCUCAAACCUCUCCCACCAUCAGUCCUUUCAUUUUAAGAAGGCCAAGUUAACCUUUGACCAGAUUGCCAAACAUCACCAAAUGAAGACAUCAAUAUGCAUAGAAACUCCUGCUUAUGCACAGAUAUCACUGUGUCUCUGGGAGGAUUUCCUCAGCCACAGGAAAUAGGUGAUUCAGGAGAAUGUGUGUCAUGAUUGUCCCUGCUCUGGACAAGAGGGAAAUACGUCAAUAGUUUCUGCAGUGUGACUUAUCUCCUUUCUUGAAGAUAGUUACAAUUGUCACAUUCCUGUAGUCGGGGGGGUUCUUUUGCCUCCCAAAUCUGCAUGGUGAGUUCGUGGAGUCUUGAUGUGAACAGAAGCCCACCAGCUUUGAAGACCUCAGCUGGAAUACCAUCGGGGCCACAGGCUUUGUUGUUUUUCAUCUGUUUGAUUGUUUGUUGCAGCUCUCCCAUGGAUGGUGACUUACCCAUGGAUUCUACCACAAGCACUGGGGGAUAGACUGGAAGGUAUCAGCUGUCACUGUGGAUUCAUGGUUGACGAGUUGUUCAAAAUGUUCUUUCCAGCGUUAACAGGUGGCAUUGUCAUCCUUAAGAAGAGAAACAUCGUCUUGUGAAUGAAGGGGAUUUUGUCCAUAGAUGGCCAUAGUGACUUCAAAGGAGAUUCACGUGUCCUGAUAAUCAGCAUAUUGUUGGAUCUCUCAGGCUCCUUCUUCCCACCACAUGUCCCUUAUCAUCCCGAUUUGCCUUUGGGCAUCAGCCUUGAGCUGUUGAAAUGCUGCUUUCUUGAGUUGUGACCUUGGGUUGUUCUGCCAGGCAAUGAGGGUUGAUCGUUUUUGUUCCAGGUCACAUAUUUGAGCGUCAUGUUCGUCGAGCCAGUCCUGGUGAUGACGAUGCUCAAACCCAAUGGUCUGGACACAGGAGUUUAGUACAGCUGACUUUAUUUGAUCCCACUGUUCAGGAAUUAAGUUGGAUGUGUGAAGAUUUUCCAGAUUGGUUGUGAGCUGCACCUGGAAUUCCUCUCUUAGAUCAGGCUGUUUGAGGGCUGAGACAUUGAAUUUUUUCCUCUUGGACUUUUGGGCCUUGUGAUGUCUUGGUGCUGGGUGGAUGUCCAUCACCAAUCGAACAAGUCGAUGAUCUGUCCAACAGGUAUCAGUCCCCCACAUGGAUUGAGUGAUACAGGCAUCACUUAGAACUUUGACUUGGCUUUAGACCUUCCAGAGGAACCUCCGACAUGGUCUUUGUUCCCAGAGAAAUCCAAGAAAAAUGUCGAGACUCUACCAGGAACUCUUCAUUACAUCAUCGAUAUGCAGAGCCCGAUCCAGGUGAUGCACAGCUCACAACCCUGGCCAGGCCUAAUCCACCGUAUUCCUUAUAUUUCCACCUCUGUUGCUGACUACCCAACUCUCUUUUUACCUCCGCUGUUUCUAGCUUUCCACCAUUUGGAAAGUUCUUUUCCAUCUUAAAAGCAAAAAUACUGCAGAUACUGUCCUACUUCUCUUCAGCCCUGAAGAAGGGUCAAAUGGACUCGAAAUGUUAACUCUUGUUUCUCUCUCCACAGAUGCUGUCAGACCUGCUAAGUUUUUCCAGUAUUUUCUGUUUUUAUUCCUAUUCUAUCUUCUCUGUCUCCUGCCGUUCAGUCAAUUUCCUAACCAGCUCAAUAAUUUGUUGUCAGUUCCAUGAGCUUCAACUUCAGUUAACUUUCUCUUUUCAGGGAAUUUAUCAAAUGCCUUCCAGAAAUCCAUAUAAAUAAAGUCCAUGCACAUUCCCCUGUUCAUACUUUAGCCAUCUCCUCAAAAUCUUCAAUCAGCUUCACCAGGAAUGACAAAUCCAUGCAAUUCUCUGUGAUCAGCUCAACAUUUUCAGGAUGUACAGUUAUCCCAAAAAAACCAUAGACUCUUGUGACUUCCUGAUGUCAGAUGCGAGGAUAACAGGUCUAUAAUUCUCUUGUUUCCCUUCCUCACCUUUCUUAAAUAGUAUAGAGAAAUGUUAUCUUCCAACCUAAAGAAAUGGUUCCUGAAUCAAGAGAACUUUGAAGGAUUCUCGUUAGGGAUCUGCAAUAAUUGUGAUGGAGAAUCCAAAUGGCGCUGUUCUGUGCCCUCAUUGAACAGCAGUAGAUGGGGAAUGAGCUGGAAGGAGGGGAAAACAUUGAAACAUUGAAAUCAGCCAUAAUCAUGUUGAAUGGUGGAGCAGGCUCGACGGGCCAAAUGGUCUUCUGCUCCUAUUUUACAAUCUACCUGACAGAGACUAUUCACCUCAUCAAAGAUCAACUGUCCUCUGGUGUCAAUAUUAAAUACUGUCUGGAUGGGAAACUGAUUUACCUCGGUCGUCCCCCUUGCCAAAACUAAACUGACCACCAGACGUACACAUCAUCUACAGUUUGCAGAUGACUGCAGUGUCAAUACCCACUCUGUAACAGAUUUGCUUGCUACAUUUACACACAGAUUUUAAAGAAACUUCUGUGUGUAGUAUUCUGAAUUUUCACUGAUGUGUGUGUGUGUGAUAGUAAAGUGAGUCAGCUCUCAGGAGUGGCUAUGGGGUAGAAUCGGAUCCUGCUUUAGUUGGUGAUGUGAAUUAUACUCUUCAGGUGAUGGGUGUUUGACUAAUACCAUGGGGAAUGUUUGUACUCUCCUGUCUGGGAGGAUUACUAUUCUUGAGUAUGGUGAGGGAGUGGGGAUGAGUCUCUACAGAUCUGAGUUCCCUCAACCCAUCGUACUUCGAUGUAAUAACGGUGUGAUAUGUUCACCUUACACUUUCCCAAGAUUCAUUACAUGAUCUGGGAAAGAUCUCGAUUAUUUUCAAAUGCUUUGUUAUUUUGGUUGAUUCAAUGUUUACUGUAAACUGAAUAUUGUGUUGUUUACUGUUUACUGUUUUACCAAUCUUCUGUAUAACUUUAUAACUAACAAUAAAUUCAUUUUUUAGCUUCACUCAAACUACCUGAUUUGUCAGCAUGGUGUGUUCCUAUUCACUGAAACACUCAGGAGUCUACAGUAAGAGUUCUAUGCAUAAUAUAUUGGUCAAUGUCACUGUGGGGUGCUAUACCUUCUCCAUCACUGGGUUUAUAAUUUCCAGUUCACAGGAAGCAUAACAUUUUCCUAAGAAAGAAAGAAAGACUUUUAAAAAUGUGUUCAUUCAUGGGGAUGUGGCAUCGCUGGUCAGGCCAGCAUUUAUUUCUGUACUGGGUGGGGGGAACUUCAAUGUCCAUUACCAAAAGUGGCUCUGUUAGGAAACAGAAAUAGUUUAAGCUAUAUUGGUAUUUGUAAGUGUUAGGAAUGAGUUUUAGCUUUAAAGUUUAAGUUUGACUUGUAUUUCUGCCUGUGUGUUAAGAAAGGUCAAAUGGAAUUUUAGUUUCAGUUUAAAAAGGUGCUUGCAUUUCUAGUGAGGUGUUUUACGACCCCUAAAGAGAAAGUAAACAUACAAGGUUAGAAGAAUUGGACUGUUGCCUAGCAAAAGGGCCCAGAGAGGCAGGUCCCUCCCACAGAGACACACACACAAGGGAAACAGCAGUUGUUUUGGAAGCUGUUUGAGUACAGUUGAUUCUGAAAGUUGCUGCCAGGGGAGACUGGAGCAAAGCGGACAGAGAGCCAGUCCCAAGCUAAAGAAAAACCUCCCAAAAAACCAGGAGAGUGGAAGAGGGGAAAGUCCAAAGAAAACCGUCUAGUCAAAGGAAGGACAGAAACAUGGGGAAAGAUCCUGUUAAGUGAAGUUAAGAGUUAGGGGCAGAGAGAAAGGCUCCAAACUUCAGAUUUAAAGAGUCAAAAGCUACUGAAAGCAGAUUUAAAGCGAGAACAGCUUGUAAGAGUCAAGGAAGUCCCAAGAGACAACUGAAGUUCUGCAACUGUUUGCUAUGGGCUUGUGAAACAGUGGUACUGUUGUGUAUGUUGACAGCUGAGUCAGAGAGACAAAAUGUGUGGAAGACAGCUUGAAUGCACAUGGUGACCCAGGGAAGAGGA
Messenger RNA from Carcharodon carcharias (great white shark), 5722 nucleotides. RefSeq names its product zinc finger protein 239-like. The record is from RefSeq and is a predicted model, not a curated record. Bases 506 to 1435 code for a protein of 309 amino acids. Gene Ontology annotation, cellular component: nucleus. NCBI's taxonomy places the organism in Eukaryota, Metazoa, Chordata, Chondrichthyes, Lamniformes, Lamnidae. Gene Ontology annotation, molecular function: DNA-binding transcription factor activity, RNA polymerase II-specific; RNA polymerase II cis-regulatory region sequence-specific DNA binding. Gene Ontology annotation, biological process: regulation of transcription by RNA polymerase II. The transcript is spliced from 2 exons.